Paramormyrops kingsleyae is the source of this 850-nucleotide messenger RNA. Lineage: Eukaryota; Metazoa; Chordata; Actinopteri; Osteoglossiformes; Mormyridae. The record is from RefSeq and is a predicted model, not a curated record.
CAGAAGUGUUGUUGAUCAGAUGAGAGAGCACAAUGCAAACCCUAAAAGAGGGAUCUGUGCGCAGGUUGCCAAUGAUAUAGUUCGGAAAUACCCCCAAUGCUUUGGUGAUGUAGAUGGUGAUAAUAAUGUAGCUGCAGCUUCUCUUCUACAGCAACUCAAAACUAGAAUUGAGCAUUUAAAUAGAAAUAACACCAUGGCACGGCUCCGACAGAAAAGGCCCUCUAUUUCAGGAAUGAGGAGGCAGGAAAGAGGUCCCAUGGACCAGUAUGGAUGUGUGCGGUGGCAGCCCAAAGAACUUCCCGCUGGGGAGACAGAAGAAAGCUUGCAAGAAAUGAAAAGGCAAAUGCUGCAACUUUAUGCCCAAUUUGGAAUGGCAGGAGCAGAGAAAGGAGAGUUCCAGAGAUGGCAUGAAAAUACUUACAUGCUCCAGCGCUGCGAUCUCAAUGCUGAUCCUCCACUCAGCAUAUCCAAAAUCAAGGAUGACUGGCCAUUUCUGUUUUCCCUGAAGGGUCUGUUCUCUCACUUUAGUGAACUGACCGGUAUUUCCAUUCUGGAGAAGCUCCCAGCAGCCAUUGAGCAAAGAAGCAAGACUAUAAUCGAGUAUUUUGAACAACACAAGACAAAAGCUGUGAGUGAAGUCUUGGAUGCCUUUCAAGAAGUGAACGGCAGCAAGGCCAUCUGCAUUAUCCUAUGCCUACUUGCCCACUUUAAUGAGAAUGGCAUCUUUCUUAAAGCUGAUCCAUCUGCAAUAGCUGCUGAUAUCCAGGAAGAGACCCUACCCAGCACACCAUGCUUAAUUGUACAAGGUAUAUUCCUCCCUUAUUUUGUUAAGGAUUAUUACAGUGCUUAA